Messenger RNA from Trichophyton rubrum CBS 118892, 1158 nucleotides. RefSeq lists its product as uncharacterized. Bases 1 to 1158 code for a protein of 385 amino acids. The record is from RefSeq and is a predicted model, not a curated record. Gene Ontology annotation, molecular function: RNA binding. Lineage: Eukaryota; Fungi; Ascomycota; Eurotiomycetes; Onygenales; Arthrodermataceae. Gene Ontology annotation, cellular component: mRNA cleavage and polyadenylation specificity factor complex. The transcript is spliced from 3 exons.
AUGGAGGAAGAUGAUGAUGAUCUUUACGAUCCGACUGAUGUAGCGCCUUCUGGCUCUGCAGCUCAGAACACAGAGCAGCAGAGUGGAGACGCAGGCAUGACAGAAGGGCAAGGGCACGAACAGGUGGAGGAGGAGGAAGAAGAAGAAGAAGAAGAAGACGAUGAAGACGAUUUCAAAAUCAUCACUGAAGCUCCCCCAGAGGUAGCUGCAGAGCUUACUACACAAACCUCUCGCCAUCCCGCGCACCGAAACGAACCCCAAAAACCCGCUACUGAUCCUGCCAGCGCAACCCCCAAAGGUGCAGCAUUGCAUCCCACUCCAAAGCCUGGGACACCAACUGUAACUCCAGCUGCCACCACGAAAUCUGCAGCUCCUCAAAAGCCAGGGUCCUCAUAUCCGGCUCACCACACGUCGACGAUCGAUGUAUCGGCUAACCCUGUCCACCCUUCAACCAACAAACCGAUUCUUUCUACGGAUUUAGAUUCAGAUUUUCCUACGGAAGACGAUAAGCCUUGGCGGAGACCUGGCUCAGAUAUCAAUGAUUAUUUCAAUUAUGGGUUUGACGAGUUCACAUGGGCAAGCUACUGCCUCAAGCAGCAAAGCCUGAGAAAAGACAUUAACGACCAAAAGUCGCAGAUGGAGGAUAUGCAGGCAUUCCUCAGUCUUCCUGGAGGCCUGCCGGGAAUGCCGGUACCAGGCGGGCCGGCACCGCCUCUUCCUGGACUGAUACCUGGAGCAGUGGCCGGCGGGGGAGGGAGCGGAGGGGGUGGAGGAACAGGAGGUAGAGGUACUCCUGGCCCUCCUCAAGGAGGAGCUGGGCCAGGACCACAGAAUGCUAUGCCGGGGAUGCCUUCUGGGAUGCCAGAUCUCUCCCCAGACAUGAUGCAGGCUGUGUUUGCCGGUAUGAUGGCCCAAGGCAUGGACCCUUCAUCGAUGGACCCAAUGACUUUCAUGCAACAUGCACAGGCUAUGAUGGGAGGUGGCCAGCCUGGCGCUGGUAACCCUCAGGUGCCUCAAACCGGAUAUGGAGGCCAAGCUGGGGGACAAGCUUUUUCUGGACAAGCUGCCGGACAGGAACAGAUGGGAUACGGGAGUUAUGACCAACAUGGAGCGUACAGCAAUCCUGGUGCAAGGGGGAAGGGCAUGCGAAGAUGGUAG